Eriocheir sinensis (Chinese mitten crab) is the source of this 2908-nucleotide messenger RNA. RefSeq names its product cytotoxic granule associated RNA binding protein TIA1-like. The record is from RefSeq and is a predicted model, not a curated record. The coding region runs from base 186 to 944 and encodes 252 amino acids. The transcript has 9 exons. Gene Ontology annotation, molecular function: RNA binding. NCBI's taxonomy places the organism in Eukaryota, Metazoa, Arthropoda, Malacostraca, Decapoda, Varunidae.
ACUUUCACAUCUUCGUCGGAGACCUCAGCCCGGAGAUUGAGACCCACACACUCAGAGAAGCAUUUGCGCCCUUCGGAGAGAUAUCGGACUGCCGGGUUGUGCGGGACCCCCACACUCUCAAGUCCAAAGGCUACGGUUUCGUCUCCUUCGUGAAAAAGGCUGACGCAGAGACGGCCAUCACCAACAUGAACGGCCAGUGGAUAGGCUCACGGAACAUUAGAACCAACUGGGCCACAAGGAAACCCCCGGCGCCGAAAAGCAAUGACGCCAAUCAAAAGCCUCUCACCUUCGACGAUGUGUACAACCAAUCGUCGCCCACCAACUGCACCGUUUACUGUGGGGGCAUCACCAACGGCCUGUCGGAGGAGCUCAUGCAGAAGACCUUCGCGCCCUACGGACAGAUCCACGAAAUUCGCGUCUUCAAAGACAAGGGAUACGCGUUCGUGAGGUUCUCCACCAAAGAAUCCGCCACCCACGCCAUCGUCUCCAUUCACAACUCAGAGAUCAACGGCCAGCCUGUCAAGUGUUCCUGGGGCAAGGAAUCUGGUGACCCCAACAACACGCCCGUCACUACGCAGGUCAUGAGCCUGACCGAUGUGACCGAAUGCCUAUCUUUCCAGCCAUUGCCCGGCACUCAGUACCCCUACAACUACGCCGGCCAGAUGGGCUAUUGGUACCCCCAGAGCUACCCUCCCCAGGUCCAGGGACAACAAUUCCUCGGCAUGCAGGGGUUCACUUAUGGACAGUACGGAUACCAGCAGGGGAUGGCCGGCAUGGCAGGGGUACCCACGGCUUGGCAGGGAGUCCCCCAGCCGCAGCUCCCGGCCGGACAGAUGCCCCAGUUGCAGCAGCCGACCUCGGUGGUGGGCGCAUACCCGGUCCAGCAAUUUCAGCUCUCGAGCCCCUACCUUCUGGGCAGCACUCCAGGGACCUUGGUGCAGUAAGAUUAUGAGGAUAGAGAAGAAGAGAAGAGAAGGAAGAUCUCUCCUCCUCCUCCUCCUCCUCCUCCUCCUCCUCCUCCUCCUAAUACUUUCCCCUUCUCCCAGUCCUCCUCCUCCUCCAGUUCCUCUCCUCCUCCUCUUCUUCCACCCUCUCUCACCGAACAAGACCCAAAAAGAGGAAGAGGAGGGAGAGGACGAGAGAGCGAGAGAGAGAGAGUGAGCGAGCGAGUUAUCUCUACGAACAUGUCACACAAAUUUUAAGAUGUGAUAACCCCCUUCCCCUCCUCUUUAAACCCCCUAUCCCCCAAGUCCCCCCCUUGAAGCGAGAGAGAGCGAGAGCGAGCGAGCGAAAUCCGUAUUAUAAGUGACAAGUUUUAACGUAUAAGUGGAUUGAGUUACCGACUAGUUUGUAAGUGAACUUAUAAUGGAGUAAACUAAAUCCAAUAUGCCGAUGAUGAUGAUGAUGAUGACGCCACACAACGCGUCACAUGUGUACUAAUAGAGGUUAGGUUUAAGGGCGCGAUUCGUUAUGUCGACGGGCUGAUGUUUACGAUGAUGGUAUUUACGAUGGUGAGUCUUGUGAAGAGUCCCCUGGAAGUGUCGUUUUUCUUCUUCUUCUUCUUCUUCUUCCUUUCUUCUUUUCCUCCUCUUCCUGUGCUCUUCCUCCUCUUUUUUUCAUUCUUCCUUCCUUUCUUACUCAGUUAUUGCCCAGUUUUCUUCCUUUCUUUUCUUUCUUCUUUUCCUCCUCCUCCUCCUCCUCCUCUUCUCUUCCUCCUCUUUUUUUCAUUCUUCCUUCCUUUCUUUCUUACUCAGUUGUUGCCCAGUUUUCUUCCUUUCUUUUCUUUCUUCUUUUCCUCCUCCUCCUCCUCCUCCUCCUCCUCUUCUCUUCCUCCUCUUUCUUUCAUUCUUCCUUCCUUUCUUCCUCAGUUAUUGCCCAAUUUUCUUCAUUUUCUUCCUUAAUCUCAUUUUUUUUCCCUCGUUUUCUUUCUUUCUCAAAUUCCUUCUUCCUUUCCUUCCUUCCUUCCUUCCUUAUUUAUCGCACAGUUUCCCUCCAUUUCCUUCCUUUAUCUCAUUUUUUUCUUCCUUUCCUUCUUUCUCAAAAUCCGUUCUUUCCUUCCUUCCUUUCUUCUUUCUCUCUUCCUUUUCUUUCCCUCGUCUCCCUUCUUCCCUAUUCCCAUUCUCUCCUUCCUCCCUUCUUCUUCCAUCUCCUAUUUUCUCUCUUUCUCUUAUUUUCUUUAUUUUCUCACAAACAAAUAUUUUCAUCUUUUUCUUUCUUUUAAUUUGUGUGUGUGUGUGUGUGUGUGUGUGUGUGUGUGUGUGUGUGUGUGUGUGUGUGUGUGUGUUUUCUCUCUAUCUCUGUCUCUCCGUCUUCAAAAUGCAAGUCGCACAAAUAAUGAGAGAUAGUGCAUUAGAGAGAGAGAGAGAGAGAGAGAGAGAGAGAGAGAGAGAGAGAGAGAGAGAGAGAGAGAAUUCAAGAUAGGCAGUGUUGGUUAAUAUAGUUUUUCCUUCCUUCCUUCCUUCCUUCCUUCUUUCCUUCCUUCCUUCCUUCCUUCCUUCCUUCCUUCCUUCCUUCCUUCCUUCCUUCCUUCCUUCCUUCCUUCCUUGUAUAUAGAAAUUAUAAAGUUCAAUAUAUAAGAUUUUUUUUUUUUCCUCCUUCCCUCCUCCUCCUUCUUCUUCUUCUUCUUCUUCUUCCUCCUCCUCCUCCUCAUCCUAUUUCUCCUCCUCCUCCUUCUUCUCGAAAAGGGAAGGAAAAAAAAACAUUUGAGUGAUUAAAAGGAAGAUAUUUUUUUUUUUUUGUGUGUGUGUGUGUGUGUGUGUUUGUGUGUGUUUGUGCGUUUGUUUUACUUAUUAGAAUCCAAACACUGAUGACGAUGAUCCUGUUUGUUCAUCCGUUUGUUUGUUUGUUCGUUCGCGUGUGUGUUUGACGUUUUGAGUAAUUUAAGUGUUUGUUGACGGGGUUUUUUUCU